This is a messenger RNA of Plutella xylostella (diamondback moth), 1735 nucleotides long. RefSeq names its product putative peptidoglycan muropeptide transporter SLC46. The record is from RefSeq and is a predicted model, not a curated record. Gene Ontology annotation, biological process: transmembrane transport. Gene Ontology annotation, cellular component: membrane. NCBI's taxonomy places the organism in Eukaryota, Metazoa, Arthropoda, Insecta, Lepidoptera, Plutellidae. Gene Ontology annotation, molecular function: transmembrane transporter activity.
UUGAUUUCAUUCAUUCACAAGUCAAUUACAUGAUUGUUAUUUUUAUUUAUAAAUCUGAAAUUAUGCGAGUGCGCAAGUAUACAGAAAGAUAAAAUAUAUUAAAAAUAAUUUACAUUAUAUUUAACGAAAAUGACGCAAAAUGAAGAUCGUCUUACCGAGAGUAAUGACAGGAUAAAUACAAUAAGCGAAUUGCCCGGAAGACCAUUUCGCCUAACAAUGGAAGUUCCAUUAUUUACUAUUAUGCUGGCUUUUGCGUUAUCAGGAUCGGUAAUAAGCAACGUGGUCCUCUACCGUAUCUGCGUCCAUUCCCUGCACCACAGUGAGGACGAGUGCCGUCCGUUCCUGGCGCCUGUCAAGUCCAACACCAGCAGGCAACUGGAGGAGGAAGUACAGAAGUACAGCACCACCGUGAGCCUCGUCAGGACGCUUGUGGAGUCGACCGGGCCGGCUGUACUGUCUUUGUUCAUUGGCGUCUGGUCUGAUACGUAUGGAAGGAAGCCGCUGGUUGUAUGGCCGUUGUUUGGUUCUGCGUUAUCAGCGAUGUUGAACGUAGUGUUCGCUCUAGCGGAAGGGUUUGGCCCGUGGUGGUAUGUCCUCACUGCGGUGCCAUUCUCCCUGACUGGAGGGUACACGGCUCUAUUUACCGGGGCGUUUACCUACAUUAGUGAUAUCACCACCAAUGAAAACCGCUCGUUGAGGAUGACAGUGUUGGAAGCCGUGUUUUCGGCCGGGAGUCUUAUUGGUUCCCUGGCCAGCUCGUAUGUAAUCAACUUAGUUGGGAACCUGGUGGUCCUGCUCAUCAACGCUGCACUAAUUGUGGUCGCCUACGUCUUCACAGCAGUGUUCGUCACUGAGUCGUUAAAUGGAGCUUUACCGGGCAACUUGAUGACGCUUCUAGAUAUUCGGCUGGUAAAAGAAAUGAUAGACACGUGCUUCAAACAAAGACCCAACCGAGGCAGGGCGCAACUCCUACUGCUGACCCUCACUAACAGCUUCUCCAUAUUUGUCCUGUACGGACUGAUGAGCUUAUCCUACAUCUACACAAGAGAAAAGCUUCACUGGGCUGUUAAGGAAUACAGCAUAUAUUCAGCUGCUAAUACACUCAUUAAUGUUAUCGGAGCAGUAGCUGGAGUUAAGUUUGGCAAGCUGAUAGGUUUGGGAGACUUGCCCUUGGCAAUUCUUGGACACCUAUCGGCCGUGGGAGAUCUGUUAGUGGUAGCAUUUGCUGUGACUUCCUGGCAAAUGUAUAUGGGUGCCGGGAUAGCGAUGUUCAAGGGAAUGGCCGCGCCGCUGGUGCGAUCCUUCAUAACUAAAGUGAUGCCCCUAGAGGACAUCGCCAAGGCGUUCGCCUUGCUGUGCGCCUUUGAAGCUAUUUGUCCUCUGAUUUCCUCUGUGGUCUACAACUCACUCUACAGAUAUACGAUCGUGUCGUUCCCAGGAGCCAUAUACGUGUUCAGUGCAUUCAUACUGUUCGUUUGUGCUGUUAUGUUAGCAGUGGUCCAAUACUUUACAGUAAAGGGCUCUACGCCAUAUCAAAGAGUGGAGGAAGAUGUCCCAGUUGACGAAGAUAACUAGUGAUCUCAUUCUUUUGUCACAAAUAUGUUUUACGUUAAGUACUUAAAUAAAUUUCAAGUGGAUUUGGACUGUGAUAUACGAAAAAAAUAUACAAUAAAUAGAUGUAAGUAUACUUUGUUAACUAAAACGACCAAAAUAAAAGAAUAAAGUUAACUGCGAA